Molecule: messenger RNA, 7006 nt
Organism: Panicum virgatum (switchgrass)
Lineage: Eukaryota; Viridiplantae; Streptophyta; Magnoliopsida; Poales; Poaceae
Product: SCAR-like protein 1
Exons: 10
Coding region: 233-6514 (2093 amino acids)
Biological process (GO): actin cytoskeleton organization; positive regulation of Arp2/3 complex-mediated actin nucleation
Cellular component (GO): cytoskeleton
Molecular function (GO): protein kinase A regulatory subunit binding; actin binding; Arp2/3 complex binding
Source: RefSeq, a predicted model, not a curated record
GGCCUCGUCUUCCUCACUCCACCGCUCUGAAUACCCACGCGCUAAGCGCACCCGCGAAUCUACCCACGCAGCGGGCCGCGAGCCGCGAGCGAGCGGGCCAAAGAUGCUGCAAGUGGCGUGGGCGGUGGAGGUGGAGGCGGAGGCGGAGGCGGUCGCUCCAAUGGUGGAGUCGUGAGGCGCUCGGGGAGGGAGGAGAGGGCGGCAGUGGUGGUUGCGGCUGCGAGCGAGCGGGAUGAUUCGGUACCAGAUACGGAAUGAGUACGGGCUGUCGGAUCCGGAGCUGUACGCGGCGCCGGGGGUGGAGGAUGACCCGGAGGCGCUCCUCGAGGGCGUCGCCAUGGCCGGCCUCGUUGGCGUGCUCCGGCAGCUGGGGGAUCUCGCAGAGUUUGCAGCUGAAAUUUUUCAUGACCUUCACGAAGAUGUGAUGGCGACUGCUUCUAGAGGACAUGGUUUAAUGCUCCGGUUGCAGCAGCUAGAGGCAGAAUUUCCAGCAGUUGAGAAGGCACUUGUCUCCCAGACUGACCACUCAAAUUAUCCACAUGAUGAUGGUGUCAGCUGGCAUGCUAAUCUUCAACUUAAACAGAAUAUGAUCACACAAGGAGACAUGCCUCGCUUCAUUUUGGAUUCGUAUGAAGAAUGCCGUGGCCCACCACACUUGUUCACUCUGGAUAAGUACGCAGAUGUUUCUUAUAUGCAAAUUUACAACGAACAUGUUUUCUGCAAUUAUGCACAUGGAUUGUUCUUCAGGUUUGAUGUUGCUGGUGCUGGAGCCUCCUUAAAACGAUAUUCAGACCCCUCUUUCUUCAAGACAGAAUCCAACAUGUUAGAAAUGGAUGUUUCAAUUGAAAAGAAGCAUCGUAGAGUUAAGAAGAAGGCUAUGCGUUGGCGGAAAGGGGCAACACUUGAAUCAUUACUCAUUGAAAACUCCGAAUCUCACAUUACCCCCAAGGAUCGAACUUCUAGGAAAGUUCCACCUAGGACAACAAAGUUGAAAUCCAGGCAUCCACGGAGUCCUGAUCAUAAAACUAUUAGUAGAAUAUGCAGGGAACAUCUGCUCGAAGUAAUUUCAUCACAACAAAAAAUUUUGUCCAGCUAUUCUGGAUGGCAGUACCAUGUGAAAUUUAGGUCAACUGACUCAAGUGAAAUGGAGAAUUAUGGUGCCACUGUUCAAUCUUCAGGUAAACUGGAACAGACUAAAAUUGUUCCAAUAAACGAAUCUGAUACCAUGGAGACUAUAUCUGCACCCACUGAUGGAUCACCUUACCUGGAGCUAGGCGAUAAACAAGUUCUCGGGAAACAACAUGAACCUUUAGAAAAAGAUGGCAUGAUCCUUGACUCAGGAAAGCUGCAGGAUUGUCCAAACUUCCAGGUUGGCGAAAGUAAUCACAGCUCGCAUUCAGGAGAUGAAGCGAGACAUAUAUUAGCUGGGGUUCCUCCUGAUCAAGAUGCUAAUGUCUGCAGACCUGAUGACAUUUGUAGUGAUCAAGACAACUUCAUUGAUGCUCUUAACAACAUGGACUCAGAAGGUGAGGCAGAUCCUGAAAUAGAAACUGAAUCUGAUCCCAGUGCCAACGUGGAGCGGACUGAAUUGAACUGUGACAGCAAGGAAGGUAAAGAUGCGUUGCAUGUGGAGUCUCCAGAAGUAGGUCCUACAAUAGACUCUUCAUCAGGGUUCAACAGUUCAUGCUUUGUUGGAGAACCAACCUGCACAGACUUGCCAAGUGAUUAUGCUCCUCCGGCAGUGUCAGCCACUAAUGAUCCAAGUUCUGGUUCACAAUCUGGAAGACAAUUGAAUGGAGUUGAUUGGACUAAAGGUGAAGAGCCUUUUGAUGAUAAGGAUCUAAUGGAUGUGAGUUCACCAUCUAGUGUAGCUUCCGACAAUGCGGACUUACAAACCAAUGAAAAUCUCUAUGGUUGUCAACAUCACCAAGAGGAAACUUAUCACUAUCAAAGUGGUGAUCAUGCAGCUGUUACCCAUAGUUCUGAUAAACAUUCACCCACGACAUCUAGUGGUUUGGAUGGUAUGGUUAUCAGCAGCAACGAUUACACGGACAAAGUAUAUCAUUCCGUGGAGCAUGGCCAGGAUGAUACUUCUAUGUUAUUGAGCAAACAUAACGAUGUUUCAGAAGAUGAAGACAAACUCAGUUUUGGGAUUGCUGAUGAUUUACAGGAGAUGGAUAAAGAAUUAGGAGGUGGAUCUCUAGAUACAGAUACGUCAACUGGCAUACUUGCAUCAUGGCCAGAUAUGGACCAUGUUAUGUGCAUGAAUGAUGUAGAGAUGAACAAGGCCAGUGUUACAGUUCCUGAAGAAAUUGAUACUGAUACUGCCCUAACAGGUUUGGAUCAUGAUGACAACCAUCAUCAUCAAGAUGGAAUUGCACCAGAACAUUCAGGCAUGGGCAAUAAUCUACCACGUGGAUCAAAUAAUGAUAAGAUUGCUGAAGACAUGCAUUCUUUACCAGACAAUGGUCUAUCAACUCCUUUUAAUAAGGAUAUUGCAGACGAUAAACAAAUAGUUGUGCUUGAAGGAGGCACUUGUCCAACAAGCCUCAGCACACACAAAGAGGAUUCUGUGCAAGCAUCUGCCAUGGCCAGGGACUUCUCUGGUGUUCAAGAGUUUGCAGCAGUAAUUCAAGGUGUACCUUCUCAGGAGGAGACAGAAACUCAUGCAGGAGAGACACUUGCACCCGAGUCCUGUGUGUUCAGUGAUGAUACAGAACCAGUGGAGAUUAGCGUGCUUCUAUCCCCUAGUACUUCCUCUAUACCUGACAACAGUAGUUCAUCUGUAGAACAGCAUGCAUUGACUGAAAUGAAAGACCUUGCAGAGGGUGGCGAAGUUGUGGUUGCAGAAGAAUCAACUACUAGCAGGUUUGCAGAUGAUAUGGUACCUCCCAAAGUGGAGUUCAGUGAUGCUACCUUAUGUACUGAAAAAACAGAGGUUCUCACUUCAAAUUCAGCUGAAGAAGGCUCUAGGCAUGAUCUGCGACUACAGUCUAGUUCUCCUAUAAAGGAAGGGUUGGAAACAGUAGAAGCUACCCACAGAAAUCUUGGGGAAGUAGAUACAUCAAGAGAAUGUAUCUCUAAAAAGAGUAUGUUUCAGACAGAAAAUGUUCCUCUUUGUGAAAUAGAGCCAACAGGUGAAAAAUGUAGUGACAGGGAUGGUAUUCAGUUUCUUUCCUCAGCACAUGUUCCAGUAGAAUCUGAUUAUCAAGAGGAAUUACUAGAGGAGGCCAGUCAUAAUGCUGAAGUCCUCUCUUUGUGUGAGUUGUCCAAGGAUGGUGCAGUAAGUCCGAAAAGUAACACACUGGAGAAACAACCAGAGAAUGUUGGUCAAGAUUUCGCUUGGGGGAUGCCUGAUCAAGAUUCUAGUAGUACAAACCCAUUCUUGGAUCCUGCUUACAUGAUGCGCCACACUCAAUUUUAUCCCUCUCCCAGUAUGACUGGCCAACCGUGUUCCCCUGAAGAACAGGAUUUUCCUUCAGAACUUCUAAUACAACAUGACAGGAUGGGAGCAGCUGUUGAUUCCCGUUGGGAACCUGCGACUCCACCUGAUGAAGCGCCGUUAGCAUCAGAAGUUAUGACUGAAGAAGAUUUCAGAUCCUUCCUCCAUGAGUAUCAUGAGAUAGAUUUUUCAGCUGGCACUGAAGGUUGUUACAGUGAACCUGCCUCAGAAUUCGACAAUAUUUCAAAUGCUAUGGUCAGUGAAUCAGAUUUUCCAUGUUCUCUUUCUGCCUUGACAGUGAAGUUAGACCAGGAAGCAUGUGUUCAUUCUAAGUUUGGUUCUCAGUGUGCUGAAUGUUCAUCUACUAUGGAUAUACAAGGUGCUACAUCAAUGACAUUUUCUGGAAAAGAAGAUCUCAAGGAUGAGGCACCAGGAGUAGAUUCUCAUUUAAAAUCUCAUGCGUCUUUCGGUGAUAACAGAAGUCCUGAAUUAGAUAUACUCUCUGUUCCAGUGGAUUUACAACAGGAACAGCAUCUGUUGUCCCAAGUUGAUUCUCAUGGGUCUCCUUUGUCGGAUAGAGAGAAGACUGAUGAAGAAUGCUGCUUCCCUUCAAGCAACGUUAUUGAAGUGAAACAAGAUCUGGAAGUUCAUGCCGAUCUUGUUCCACAUUCUUUUAUUAAUGAAAAUGUAGAGGAGCUGGAUGUUGUUGUCCCAGUGGAACCAGAGGUAGGAGCUCGUGCCCUGGAUGAAUAUGAUAACCAGGAUAUUCCUUGUUCUUCAACUAGAGAGAAGAAUGAUACCCUUACUUUGGGGAAACCUGUUCUAGUCCAGGGAUCAGAAGUUUGUGCCCUUGGAGAAUUCGGUUCUCCGAUUGUUCCAUCACCGUCAAUUGAUGAGAUUGAAGACAAUUUAGAAGCCUCUGCUUUGAGGACUUCUUUUCAAGCAGAACAAGACUCAGAAUGUUGCACCUCAGGUGAACAUGAUUCUCAAAUCACUCUAUCCCCUUUGCUUGAUGAUAAGAUUAAUGAACUGGAUGGCCCUGCUUUGAGCAAUACAGCCAUAGUGGAUAAGAAAUCAGAAGUUUGUGAUCCGUGUGGACUUAAUUCUCGAAUCACUCCAUGUUUUUCAACUGAGGAAAAUAUACAAGAAUUAGAUCGCUCUCCUUUGAGCAGUUCUGUUUUAGUCGAUCUUGAAUCAGAAGAUAAUGUCUCAGGGGACUGUGAUUCUGAAGUUACUCCAUGUUCCUUGGUUGUAGACAAGGUUAAUGAAUCUGAAGAUGUUCAACCAAAUCUCAUUUUCUCUGAGGAACAAGAGCAAGAAGCUCAUGCAUCCCCUGAAUUAGAUUUUCAUGUUGCUCCAUGUUGCUUGAAUGAUGAUAAGGUUGGUGAAAUAGAAGGUCCUCCAGAAUGCAAUGGCCAGGUGAGACCAGAGAAGGAAUCUGAUUGCUCAACUGAAUUUGAUUCCCAAACUGCACCAUGUUCUUCAAAUUCACCAGUACUAGCUGACACAAGUGCAUUGGCUUCUACUCCUGCCAUGGAAACAUAUCAGUUUUCUCCUUGUCUGCCACCUGCUGUACAAUCUCAAAAUGAUUCCUACGAAGAUCCCCAAGCUCAAGCACCUCCCCCUCUCCCUCCUCUCCAGUGGAGGCUUGGAAGACCUCGUCUAGGGCUUCUGAGUGGAAAAAGCUCUAUGCCUGAGCCUGCAAGGAGAAUAGAUCCAGUUUUGCAGGCAUCAAGCCAAGACAUGGAUAUCAGAUUAGGUUUGCCCGAUCGAGUGGAUAGAUCAAUAGAACCAGUAUCCUCUCAAGCGAUCAAAGACAAUACAUAUCGGAGUUCCUUGUUAGAUGAUAAUGAUCACAAUGUAGAAUUCGAGAGGUCAUCAACCAGUGUUGUAGUAACUGAUGUUGCAAGGACUGAACGCUGUUGGCAAUUCUCAGAAGCUUCAGAGAACAUUAAACAACAGGGCAAUGUUUGGUCAUCAUCACCAGGAGUAGAUGAUCCUGUGGAUGCUGGGGUCGCACCAGCAGCAGCAAAUGAUUCUGGGACGACACAUGAAAUAGCCUUAUACUCAUCAAACCCUGUGUUUCCAUUACCUACAGAUGAACAGCAGGACCCUCAACUGUACAUCUUAUCUUCAGAUUCUAAAGAAAAUAGUGGGAAUGGCAACCCAAUGGAUGUUGCUGGUGACAUGGAAAGCAUCUCAAUAAAAGGGCACGAUUCUGAAAAUAGGUGUUACCAGCAACCUUGGGAUGUUGAAUCGUUCUCAGGGACUUCAGACCAUGAAGAGCAUAUUACAAAUGCAUCAGAGGGUGGUGGAAAACAUCAGUCUAGUGCAAGUGAGGCAAUUUUGGACACUGAAAAACAUUCUGCAGCAGGCACGUUGUUGAAUGAAGGGAAUAGCCAAGAGAGUCGACAUUUACAGGAACAAAAGAUGGGUAGUUUUGAGCACGACCAGUCGGAAGGCUCAUUGCCCAGCUCAGAAUCAAUGGCACCUCAAGAUUAUCCACAUGAUGAAUAUAAUUUGGAGAGAGAAAAUAGCCACCGGCCUAGCAACCCAGGCCCAUUAGUGGCAUGGCCUGGUGAUAAAAGUAACUUCUUCAGUGGUCUUGACGAAGCUAGCUUGGGACAUGCUGAGCAGCCACCUCUGUUGGGAUGGACUGUUGGACCUCAGAUGAUUCAUCCUAAGUAUGGUAUGUCAGUAGAAGACAACUUCGAGCCAAAUAUCACCAAUAAUCAUUUAAUCAAGAAGCCUAUUUCGAUAAAAAACAUCCCAAGGAAUCCACUGGUUGAUGCUGUUGCUGCUCAUGAUAGAAGCUCGAUGCGAAAGGUUUCAGAGCUUGCACCAUCAACUGACAAGCCAAAGCCCAACGAGAGAAACCUGUUGCUAGAGCAGAUAAGAAACAAGACCUGCAGCCUGAAACCAGUGGCUCCUGCUAAGCCAAUAGCCAUGGGAUCUCCUGCUAGAGCCAAUACUAGAAACUUGAAGGUUGCUGCAAUCAUAGAGAAGGCAAAUGCCAUCCGACAGGCAGUGGGAAGUGAUGACGAAGACGCAGAUAGUUGGAGUGACGCAUAGAUGCUCAUCUUCAUCUUUUGCCCCCUCGUGGUGUUCUUUCCAACGCGGAAAGAUGCCAAUUCAUCAAGGACAUCGUCUACAUGUCGGGGUUGCACAGCCAUGUCAAUUUUUGGUUAGCAAUGGUAGUCUCCUGUAUAGCAGGGGCGAAGCCGGCCGAAAAUCUCACCGGGGUCUGCAGUGUUGGAUAAUGGGGUCAUCUACCAUAGUGUACAGUAAUUUUCUAUAGGAUAUGCUGAAAUUCGUCGGGGUCUGACGACCCCAAUGCUAAAGGGCAGCUCCGCCCCUGCUGUAUAGUAUAUGCUCAUAAUCUUUUUUUAACCCAUUCUUCUCUUAUUCUUUCGACCGAUUAUUUGUAUACUUAGCCUCUCCCAGCAGCAAAGGCUGUUUUGGGGGACAUGAUCCGGGGAGAGCAUAUGCAUAUUCUUCAGGUCUAUGUAAAUUAAACAGUUCUAAUCAAACAGAUCUAUCUACUUAGUAGGAUUCUGGCAUCAA